This is a messenger RNA of Suricata suricatta (meerkat), 321 nucleotides long. It is a transcript of the gene APRG1, whose product is annotated as chromosome 5 C3orf35 homolog. The record is from RefSeq and is a predicted model, not a curated record. Lineage: Eukaryota; Metazoa; Chordata; Mammalia; Carnivora; Herpestidae.
AUGAAAACAAUGGCAACAAGAAAAAGGUGCAAACUUUCCAGAACAAGCCCAGAUUUUGAAAAUGUGAUAAAGAGGUUAUUGUGUGUCCGAACUUCUCACACAAGAGUUGGAGGAGACUUAACACCAGGAAUAAUAAACAGAGGAACAGCUAAUGUGGAGCAGAUGGCCCUGCGGGGCGACGCUGAGCGUUUCCACAUCUUUCCCCUCGACCUUUGGACACUAGACGACUGAAGUCUGGUUUCUUUAGUUGAAAAUAAAGUUGACGUGACUGGGGAACCUGGAAACACGGCUGGCUUGUUUUCUGGGUGCUUCGCAGACUGA